GCACACACGGACCGCUUUGAGGAGUUGAACAGGCAGCUCGGACGAAAAUGGCACAGCGCGCGGUUUUGUUUCUACUGUGGCUCGUGGACGGAUCCCUCGCCGGCUUCCCCAAUCAGAUUAAUAUCGGGGGACUCUUUAUGCGCACCACGGUCCAGGAGCACAGCGCGUUCAGGUUCGCUGUCCAACUCUACAACACAAACCAAAACACCACUGAAAAGCCUUUCCACCUCAACUACAACGUUGACAACCUCGAGUCGUCCAACAGCUUUUCGGUCACCCAUGCGUUUUGCUCCCAGUUCUCACGUGGAGUCUACGCCAUCUUCGGAUUUUACGAUAAGAAGUCCAUGAACACACUGACGUCGUUCUGUGGAGCUCUGCACACCUCCUUCGUCACACCCAGUUACCCCACAGACAACGAGGUGCAGUUUGUCAUCCAGAUGAGACCUGCUCUGCGCGGGGCCGUGCUCAGCCUGCUGUCCCACUACAAGUGGCAGAAGUUUGUCUACCUCUAUGACACGGACAGAGGUUUCUCCAUCCUGCAGGCCAUCAUGGAGGCGGCUGUGGCUAACAACUGGCAGGUGACGGCGCGCUCGGUCAGCAGUGCCACAGACGCAGCAGAGUUCAAGCGCAUUAUUGAGGAGAUGGACAGGAGGCAGGAGAAGCGUUAUGUCAUUGACUGUGAGGUGGACCGGAUCAACACCAUACUGGAGCAGGUUGUGGCCCUGGGGAAGAACAGCCGUGGUUACCACUACAUUCUGGCCAAUCUGGGAUUUACCAAUGUGAGCCUGGACAAAGUCUUCGCUGGUGGAGCCAACAUCUCCGGGUUUCAGAUAGUGAACCCUGAGAACCCCAUUGUACAACAGUUUAUGCAGCGCUGGGAGCGGCUGGAUGAAAGAGAAUUCCCCGAAGCCCGGAACACUCCUCUGAAGUACACCUCGGCCCUUACCCACGAUGCCAUCCUGGUGAUCGCAGAGGCGUUCCGGUACCUACGGCGCCAGCGUGUGGACGUGUCCCGGAGAGGCAGCGCCGGGGACUGUCUGGCCAAUCCCGCUGUACCCUGGAGCCAAGGCAUCGACAUCGAGAGAGCUCUCAAAACGGUGCAAGUGCAGGGGAUGACGGGAAAUAUCCAGUUUGACAACUACGGGCGCAGGACCAACUACACCAUAGACAUUUAUGAGAUGAAGACAGGUGGGCCGAGGAAGAUCGGGUACUGGAACGAAUACACUCGAUUUGUUAAUAUUAUGGACCCGCAGGUCUCCAACGACUCCUCAGUGGAAAAUCGAACGAUUGUGGUCACUACUAUUAUGGAAGCUCCUUAUGUGAUGUACAAGAAAAAUUAUAUGCAUCUGGAGGGGAAUGACAGAUAUGAAGGCUACUGCGUCGAUUUAGCAUCUGAGAUUGCCAAACAUGUUGGAAUUAAGUACAAACUGUCUAUAGUAAUGGAUGGAAAGUAUGGAGCCCGUGACCCCGAGACCAAGACGUGGAACGGGAUGGUGGGUGAACUGGUCUAUGGGAGAGCAGAUAUAGCAGUUGCGCCUCUCACCAUUACACUGGUUCGAGAGGAGGUGAUAGACUUUUCCAAGCCCUUUAUGAGCUUGGGCAUCUCCAUUAUGAUAAAGAAGCCGCAAAAGUCCAAGCCGGGAGUGUUCUCUUUCCUGGACCCGCUGGCCUAUGAGAUCUGGAUGUGUAUAGUAUUUGCCUAUAUCGGGGUGAGCGUGGUUCUGUUCCUGGUGAGCCGCUUCAGUCCGUACGAGUGGAACCUAGAGGAGCAGGAUGAGACUAAAGACCCUCAGACUCCUCCAGACCCUCCUAAUGACUUUGGCAUCUUCAACUCACUUUGGUUCUCCCUGGGUGCCUUCAUGCAACAAGGCUGUGACAUCUCACCAAGGUCUCUGUCUGGUCGCAUCGUUGGCGGUGUGUGGUGGUUCUUCACCCUCAUCAUCAUCUCCUCCUACACGGCUAACCUGGCUGCCUUCCUCACAGUGGAGAGGAUGGUCUCUCCCAUAGAAAGUGCAGAGGAUCUGGCCAAGCAGACUGAGAUAGCAUAUGGCACUUUAGACUCAGGGUCUACAAAAGAGUUUUUUAGGCGAUCCAAAAUAGCAGUGUAUGAGAAGAUGUGGUCUUACAUGAAAUCCGCUGAACCUUCAGUGUUUGUAAAGACCACUCCGGAUGGCGUAGCCCGAGUGCGAAAGUCAAAGGGCAAGUUCGCUUUCCUCCUGGAGUCCACCAUGAACGAGUACAUCGAGCAGAGGAAGCCCUGUGACACCAUGAAAGUAGGCGGGAACCUGGACUCCAAAGGCUACGGCAUCGCCACGCCCAAAGGCUCCGCAUUAAGAAAUGCUGUUAACCUGGCAGUUUUAAAACUGAAUGAGCAAGGCCUCUUGGACAAAUUGAAAAACAAAUGGUGGUACGACAAGGGAGAGUGCGGCAGCGGGGGAGGUGACUCCAAGGACAAGACAAGCGCUCUGAGCCUAAGCAAUGUGGCAGGGGUCUUCUAUAUUCUGGUCGGAGGGCUGGGGCUUGCCAUGAUGGUAGCCCUCAUAGAGUUCUGUUAUAAAUCACGACAAGAAACCAAAAGGCUCAAACUGGCCAAGAACGCUCAGAACUUUAAGCCGACUCCCCCGACCAACACCCAGAACUUUGCCACAUACAGAGAAGGCUACAACGUCUACGGAACCGAGAGUGUAAAGAUAUAGAGGUUGAGGACACAUUUCAUUGUCCCUUACUACUGUGACUUACCAUGUACUGUACAAAGGACAGAUCAGCGGGGACAGAGCUGCAGGCUCAGAGUCCUCUCGCUCGGACAACAGCACGAUAAUCUGCAGUGAUGACACGACAGACUGGUCAAGGGAAGAGCCUUUUCUCCUCAGUGCCUUAUGGAACUCUGAGUCCAAUCAAUGCAACUCAUACACAACUCAAAUUGCUUUUUUGCUUGAAAAAAAACACACAAAGAAACCAGAAGAAAGAAGCAGUGAUUUAAAAGAGUCCAACAUUGACUGAGAAUGAACUAAAGCCAUCAUUUGCAAUCCUAAGCACACUUUGAAGUGCCAUAGAAGACAAAUAUUAUAUAUGUGGAAUCAAUUUGUUGUUCUCAUUAUGAUCUGAUAUUCCUCAUCUUUCGGCUGUCAGAUUUUCUCUGGUUCUAUGUCUUUCUGUACGUUUAUUAGACCUACUGCAGUGCACUGUAUAACACUGGGUAUUAUAACGCUAGCUUUUAUACUGUUAUGGGUCACUUAUAGUGACUGUGUUCCACUUUUAAGAUGCAGACAGACCUUCAGAGAGAAACGCCCAAACUAUGUUUGUAUUCAAAUGGUGCUGCUGCUGAUGAUCUCCACACAGAGCAGGACAUGAGUUGUACUUCCAAUACUGCCAGGAGAAAGUCUGUGACACCAGGGUGUUUAUGUUUAAGUUCUAUCUGUUUGUGAUUUGCAGUUUGUAAAAUAAGAAGGACAAAAUUAAGACACUCCCUGAAGUCAAUAGUCUUCUGUAUAUGACGGCAACCAAACCAAGGUAACUCAAUUGUACAUGAACUGAAGCCCAUUCAAGGACAGUAGCGCUCAGAAUCUCCAGUAUUAUGAAUAUCUACUAUUUUCUUCAAUAACUGCACAUUUAUAGCCAACCGUGGUUUACUUUUCAUUUCACAUUUUUUAUGAAGCAUUACCGUGUUUGGUGACUUCACUUAGUAACUAAAAAAUAAACAAAUAUAAUAUAUUAAGAAACAGGGAAAAUCCUGAAGCUUAGCACAUUUCCAUAUUGCUGUAAUGUUUUCUUUCCAAAAGACUGUGAUUUCAUAGGAUUUAGAAAGAUUAUUAUAAUAACCUAUGAACAAAUAGUUUUCUAUUCAAUGAUAAUGUGAAGCAAAAGAGCUGAAACUGUGUACAUUUACAUGAAUUAUAUGAAAAUGAUCUAUUCUUUUUCUUUUGUUGAGAAACUGCAUGUGAAUCAGUGAUGCUUGACAAGCUUUUUACUCACAGCUGACCUUUAGGUUAAAGCUAGAAUCAGGCCAGGCAUUUCUUUUGUAAAUCACCUCUUUUUGUAAGUCUCACCUCUGUGAAUCCGACUCACCAGGUGUAAAGUAGUGGGUGAAAACAGCCAGAUGCAUGAGCCUCAUUAGAGAGGCACUGUA
Boleophthalmus pectinirostris (great blue-spotted mudskipper) is the source of this 4126-nucleotide messenger RNA. RefSeq names its product glutamate receptor, ionotropic, AMPA 3b (gene gria3b). Bases 48 to 2696 code for a protein of 882 amino acids. The transcript has 16 exons. Gene Ontology annotation, molecular function: transmitter-gated monoatomic ion channel activity involved in regulation of postsynaptic membrane potential; AMPA glutamate receptor activity. Lineage: Eukaryota; Metazoa; Chordata; Actinopteri; Gobiiformes; Gobiidae. Gene Ontology annotation, biological process: monoatomic ion transport; synaptic transmission, glutamatergic; modulation of chemical synaptic transmission. The record is from RefSeq and is a predicted model, not a curated record. Gene Ontology annotation, cellular component: AMPA glutamate receptor complex; dendritic spine; plasma membrane.